GCAGGUUUCUCGUUUCCUCUUUCUCAAGAGCAACCUCGAGCAACAUAGCGCAGGAGAAAAAAUCAGGAGUGUGGAAUUAGUUCGCAUAUUAAAUGUGACCGGCCUUCUGUGUGCGCUAUUGCCCAGUGUUUCCAAUGUCAAAGCACAUGCUAAACUCUGUAUCCCUUUGGGACGCAACACUGUGAUAGCAGGGCAGGAACGAUUCCAUAGUCUUGUUGUCACCUUUUUAGAGCGGAGUUGCUUGCUGCUUGUUGGUAUGUGACGUGAACGAGAAUAAGAGUUUUGACGGUUUGGAGAACUGGCAAGACGAGUUCCUUAUCCAGGAUUGGAGCUCGUUGGACACAACAUCUCUGCUAUUUUGCUGUAAUCCUGCUUUCAGCGAGUGAGUAAAAAUAAAAAAUUUGAACAUUCAGAAUGUAUGUCAAUUUGAAAUUUGUCCUUUAUGCCAGCAGUCGUUGCCUAAUGAAAUUUUAGUUGUGCUGGUAGCUUCUGCACCACACAACCAUGGAGAAAGGGAAGUGGAGAGGUCAUAUCAAUCCAGGCCAGGUUGUACAAAGACAGGGUCAGAUCAAAACAAACCUAUUUCUAGAGCAGAAGGGUCACAUCAGAGCGUUCCAGAUACUAAAAAGGCAGGAUCAGAGCAAAGCAUGCCUGUCUGUACAGCUGAGGGGUCAUAUCAAAGCACGCCAGUCCUUACGAAGGAUCAUAUCAAACCACGCCCGUUGCUAGGAAGGGUAAGCAGAGGAAGGAUGUGUCAGGUUGUACAAUGCAGGACCAGAUGAAAGCACACGCGUUUGUGGAAGCGGAAGAGAAAAGAAAGGUCGAGCCAUGAAACAGAAACUGGAGACGGAACACAAUCCAGUUUGUUGUCCAGUGUGUCAUAAGCAGUAUCAAAAUGGACAUGGAUUGACUAUUCACUUGUCAAGAGAGCACGAUGUGCACGGUAAACACUUUGAGACAACACACAAAUUACAAUGUUCUGCUCGUAAGCAACAGGGAGCGGAGUCUUCUCGUUGUGGUGGGAAACGAAGGGCACAUGAGAAUGUUGUUGGAGACGGCGGAGAAUUCAGUAUUGGAGAAAAGACAGAAUACGGGGAUGAGCCAAGUGCAAAAACGAAUGUGGAAGUGGGUGAACACCACUGUGUCGAGGAUGACAUGGAAGCGGAAACUUUUGGCAGUCGAAGAAAUCAGGAGGAAAGAGAACAAAACAUUAGACAAGGGUAGAGAUGAGCAGAUGGAUGUUGAAAGACCUCGUGUGGUGGUGGACACUAUUAUGAACGUCAUUGAUGACUGUUCAUUUGACGAUAUUAAUCCUGAUUUUGUGCGAUGUCUCCGAGGAAUGACGAACUUGAAAAGUUUGAGUACAGCUGACAGAAAGGUCUACGAAAAGAAGCAAGUUUCUGCGGACCGGUUCUGAUGUGUGUCAAUUGGAAGAAAAUCAUGGGCUUAAAGUUGACGAGGACAUUCCCGAGCCAUCUUCUCACGUUUCAGAAAGAGAAGAUCCAAACAUUGUUAAUCAGGUUAUGUUUCGUCAAAAAUCAAUGUUCCUGCACGAUGUUUUGAGAUACUUCCAGCUGGCAUAUCUCCUCUGGUUUCUGAGUAUGAUAUUUUCACAUGCCUCUCAAUAGGAAGGAUCCUCUUUGUUGCAUUUUGGUCUGCCAACAGUUGGAAGAGGAAAUAUGGUGCUUGCUCAGAGAGAGAGAGAGAGAGAGAGAGAGAGAGAGAGAGAGAGAGAGUUCAAUGAGCGAGUGAUGAUUGAAAUGCAAGGUACAAAGGGAGAUACAUACAUGCAUAGCUGGAACUGGUGGUUCUAUGAGAGAGAGAGAGAGAGAGAGAGAGAGAGAGAGAGAGAGAGAGAGAGAGUUCAAUGAGGGAGUGAUGAUUGAAAUGCAAGGUGCAAACUGAGAUACAUACAGAGAGAGAGAGAGAGAGAGAGAGAGAGAGAGAGUUCAAUGAGCGAGUGACGAUUGAAAUGCAAGGUACAAAGUGAGAUACAUACAUACAUAGCUGGGACUGGUGGUUCUAUGAGAGAGAGAGAGAGAGAGAGAGAGAGAGUGAGUUCAAUGAGGGAGUGAUGAUUGAAUUGCAAGGUGCAAACUGAGAUACAUACAUACAUAGCUGGCACUGGUGGUUCUAUGCGAGAGAGAGAGAGAGAGAGAGAGAGAGAGAUUUUAUACCAACUAACAUCUUUGCUUAGUUGAGAACUUGAGACCAAUAUGAACAGGACAAUUUUAUAUACAAGGAGUGAAGGAUUCAAUAACAUUUCCAUUUAUCUUUUCUGAUUCAUAUGGUUUGCGGAAAGAUUCAUCGCUUUGUAAGCCUAGGUUGGGGUCUGGGUGUGUAGGUCAAGCUCUGGGAAGCAGUGGCUCUAGAAAUGUUUGUGUCAAGCUUUGAAAGCAAGUCUGAAGUAGGCAGGUGGUGGGAAGAGGUCUAAUGUGCGACUUUCAGCUCGAAUGUACAUGGUUCUGAUUUCAAAUCUGCAUUUCUUAGAACUGAGUUAGUAUCUAGGGUUCAAGGCUUCGGGUUUGUAGAGUAAGUGGUGAAGUAAACUGAAGUGGCUGAA
Chara braunii is the source of this 2563-nucleotide messenger RNA. The record is from the annotation of a GenBank genome assembly. NCBI's taxonomy places the organism in Eukaryota, Viridiplantae, Streptophyta, Charophyceae, Charales, Characeae.